UCGAUCUGCUACGUAGCCAUCGUGCCUUCGGUUGAUUCCACCCUGGCCACUUUGACGUGAUACUAUUUGUGUGUCGGUUAAAUGAAACACCCGUUUGGGUUUACCCGCAGGUUUUAUUAAAGCAGAGCGGCCGCCAUUUAAGAACGACGAUGCCGUGAAGUUUACCUACACGAAGUUUGCGUAACAAUUCCCAUCGUCGCAGAUUCAGUUUUGGCGAGAUCUGGCGCUUGACCGUGUGGACUGCCAGCGUAAUAUUUCGGACAGGCCAUGAUGUACACAUUGCAGACUGCAUUGUGCAUUUCCCUCGUCGCUGGAUAUGCCAGAGCGGCCCUCAGUAUCAUUCCAGGAGCGACGUGGACUGCCACCAAUACAAAUGAACACAUCCAAGCCCAUGGCGCCGGCAUCAUUGAAGAAGACGGCAUCUACUACAUGAUCGGCGAGGAGAAGACCGAUGGCUCUGCAUUCCAAGCAGUUAACUGCUACUCAUCAAGCAACUUAGAGGAAUGGAUCUUCGUAGGAAACCUUCUUACGCGGACAGAGGAAGAUGGGGAUCUAGGUCCCAACCGCAUCGUCGAGAGACCCAAGGUUAUCAAGAACGACGACACGGGGAAGUACGUCAUGUGGAUGCACAUCGAUUCGAGCGAUUAUGGAGAUGCAAGAGUCGGCGUUGCGACCGGUGAUUCUGUUUGUGGACCGUAUGAAUACCGUGAGAGCUUCAGGCCAUUGGGAUUUCAGAGUCGGGAUAUUGGGUUGUUUAAGGAUGAGGAUGGGUCUGCUUAUCUUCUUAGUGAGGAUCGAGAGUAUGGCACCAGGAUUAUCAAACUUACGGAUGACUACCUUGAUGUUGAUGAAGUCACAUUUGGCUGGGAAUACUUCGCCGAGUCGCCUGCCCUGAUAAAACGCGGAGAUACAUACUACAUCUUUGGCUCACAUCUCACAGGCUGGGAUCCCAACGAUAAUGUCUACUCCACUGCAACCUCCCUCUCCGGCGCAUGGUCUGAGUGGACCGAAUUCGCACCCGUCGGCACAAACACUUAUGACAGCCAGGUCAACUACGUCCUGCCCCUCGGAAACGAUAAAGCCAUCUACAUGGGUGAUCGAUGGGUAUCAUCCAACCUAGCAGCGAGUACGUACAUCUGGCUUCCGCUAGAACUUGACGGCGCAACUGCAAGCCUGACUUGGUACGACGCCUGGAGCGUGGAUAUAGCUUCUGGCAGCUGGUCUGAACCAGCUGAUGUAUUGGAGUAUGAAGGCGAAGAUGGAGAACUCACCGGUGGUGCUCGGACCAUUGACUGCUCGCAGUGUAGUGGUGGUGUCGCGGCGGGCUAUAUUGGUGGAGAUGCAGACAGUGACAAUGACGGCAUUGUGGUCCUUGAAGCCGACGUUGACGCGCAGAGCGGGGACCCGGGCCGUGUGACGCUCAAUAUCAAGUACUUGAAUGGGGAUACGAAUCCUCGCCAUGCUGCGGUUUCGGUGAAUGGGGGUGAGGCUCAGACGGCUGCUUUUAUCUCUACGGCGCAUCACUCUGAUACUGCUGGUAGCAGUGCAGUGCAUGUUGAGCUGAACUCGGGGGUUAAUACCAUCCAGAUCUCUGGAACCGGUGGAUGGGGUCCGGAUAUUGAUCAGCUGGCUAUUCCGUUGUAA
Messenger RNA from Aspergillus versicolor CBS 583.65, 1644 nucleotides. Its product is annotated as glycosyl hydrolase family 43 protein. Lineage: Eukaryota; Fungi; Ascomycota; Eurotiomycetes; Eurotiales; Aspergillaceae. The transcript has 5 exons. Gene Ontology annotation, biological process: carbohydrate metabolic process. The record is from RefSeq and is a predicted model, not a curated record. The coding region runs from base 268 to 1644 and encodes 458 amino acids. Gene Ontology annotation, molecular function: carbohydrate binding; hydrolase activity, hydrolyzing O-glycosyl compounds.